Sander lucioperca (pikeperch) is the source of this 3514-nucleotide messenger RNA. Its product is annotated as NLR family CARD domain-containing protein 3-like. NCBI's taxonomy places the organism in Eukaryota, Metazoa, Chordata, Actinopteri, Perciformes, Percidae. Gene Ontology annotation, molecular function: protein binding. Bases 318 to 3284 code for a protein of 988 amino acids. The transcript is spliced from 7 exons. The record is from RefSeq and is a predicted model, not a curated record.
GAUAACAUUUGGAAAGCCUAGAAGAGCUGUCCGAUUCAAUUCCCCAUUUAACAAUUUAUCAGUUGUUGCAGUUGAGGGAUACUAAGUAACUUUCCAAUAUUUAUGCUAUUCAAGACCUAGUUCUAAAAUGAGCUGAAUAGAUUUAAUGACUCACAUUCACUGUAACAACCCCUCAUUGAUUUAAUUGUUUUAUUCCUUCAGAGACUCUUGACUCUUCUUCAAAGUGCCAGCGAAAACUCAAAUCCAACCUACAAAAAAGGUUCUACUGUGUGUUUGAGGGGAUUGCUAAAGCAGGAAACUCAACAAUUCUGAAUCAGAUGUACAUACAACUCUACAUCAGAAAGGGAGGGACUACAGAGGUCAAUGCUGAACAUGAGGCCAGACAAAUUGAAACAGCAUCUUGGAAACCAGACAGACCAGAAACAACAAUCAGACAAGAAGACAUCUUUAAAACCUCAACUGGAAGGGAUGAACCAAUCAGGACAGUGAUGACAACGGGAGUGGCUGGCAUUGGGAAAACAGUCUUAACACAGAAGUUCACUCUGGACUGGGCUGAAGACAAAGCCAAUCAGGACAUCCAGUUCACAUUUCCAUUCACUUUCAAAGAGCUGAAUGUGCUGAAAGAGAAAAAGUACAGCUUGGUGGAACUUGUUCAUCACUUCUUUAGUAUUGCAAAAGAAGCAGGAAUCUGCAGGCUUGACGAGUUCCAGGUUUUGUUCAUCUUUGACGGUUUGGAUGAGUGUAGACUUCCUCUGGACUUCCACAACACUGAGAUCCUGACUGAUGCUACAGAGUCCACCUCAGUGGGUGUGCUGCUGACAAACCUCAUCAGGGGGAAACUGCUUCCUUCUGCUCGCCUCUGGAUAACCACACGACCUGCAGCAGCCAAUCAGAUCCCUCCUGAGUAUGUUGACAUAGUGACCGAGGUCAGAGGGUUUGCUGACCCACAGAAGGAGGAGUACUUCAGGAAGAGAUUCAGAGAUGAGGAGCAGGCCAGCAGAAUUAUCUCCCACGUCAAGACAUCACGAAGCCUCCACAUCAUGUGUCACAUCCCAGUCUUCUGCUGGAUCACUGCUACAGUUCUGGAGGACGUGUUGAAGACCAGAGAGGGAGGAGAGCUGCCCAAGACCCUGACUGAGAUGUACAUCCACUUCCUGGUGGUUCAGUCCAAACUGAAGAACGUCAAGUACGAUGGAGGAGCUGAGAUGGAUCAACACUGGAGUCCAGAGAGCAGGAAGAUGAUUGAGUCUCUGGGAAAACUGGCUUUUGAGCAGCUGCAGAAAGGCAACCUGAUCUUCUAUGAAUCAGACCUGGCAGAGUGUGGCAUUGAUAUCAGAGCAGCCUCAGUAUACUCAGGAGUCUUCACACAGAUCUUUAAAGAGGAGAGAGGACUGUACCAGGACAAGGUGUUCUGCUUUGUCCAUCUGAGUGUUCAGGAGUUUCUGGCAGCUCUUCAUGUCCAUCUGACAUUCACCAACUCUGGUGUCAAUCUGCUGCCAAAAGCGAAAUGGUGGUCUAAUCCAUUUAAAGACAGAUUUACACCGACACAUCUCUACCAGAGUGCCGUGGACAAGGCCUUACAGAGUCCAAAUGGACACCUGGACUUGUUCCUCCGCUUCCUCCUGGGUCUUUCACUGGAGACCAAUCAGACUCUCCUACGAGGUCUGAUGACACAAAAAGGAAGUACCUCACAGACAAAUCAGGAAACAGUCCAAUACAUCAAGAAGAAGAUCAAUGAGAAACUGUCUCCAGAGAGAAGCAUUAAUCUGUUUCACUGUCUGAAUGAACUGAAUGAUCAUUCUCUGGUGGAGGAGAUCCAACAGUACCUCAGAUCAGGAAGUCUCUCCCCAUAUAAACUGUCUCCUGCUCAGUGGUCAGCUCUGGUCUUCAUCUUACUGUCAUCAGAAAAAGAUUUGGACGUGUUUGACCUGAAUCAAUACUCUGCUUCAGAGGAGGCUCUUCUGAGGCUGCUACCUGUGGUCAAAGCCUCCAACAAAGCUCUGUUAACUAGCUGUAACAUAUCAGAGAGAAGCUGUGAAGCUCUGUCCUCAGUUCUCAGCUCCCAGUCAUCUAGCCUGAGAGAGCUGGACCUGAGUAACAAUGACCUGCAGGAUUCAGGAGUGAAGCUGCUGUCUGCUGGACUGGAGAAUCAACUCUGUACACUUGAAACUCUCAGGCUGACUGGCUGUAAACUGUCAGACGGGAGCUGUGAAGCUCUGUCCUCAGUUCUCAGCUCCCAGUCCACUAGUCUGAGAGAGUUAGACCUGAGUAACAACGACCUGCACGAUUCAGGAGUGAAGCUGUUGUCUGCUGGCCUUCAGAGUCCAUACUGUAUAUUGGAAAAUCUCAGGUUGAGUGGCUGUAACCUGUCAGAGAGAAGCUGUGAAGCUCUGUCCUCAGUUCUCAGCUCCCAGUCCUCUAGUCUGAGAGAGCUGGACCUGAGUAACAAUGCCCUGCAGGAUUCAGGAGGGAAACUGAUGUCUGCUGGACUUGAGAGUGCACACUGUACACUGGAAUCUCUCAGUCUGUCAGGCUGUUUGAUCACAGGGGAAUGCUGUGCUUCUCUGGCCUCAGCUCUGAGCUCCAACCCCUCCCAUCUGAGAGGGCUGGACCUGAGCUACAAUCAUCCAGGAGAGACUGCCAUGAAGCUGCUGUCUGCUAGACUGGAGGAUCCACACUGGAGACUGGACACUCUCAGGGUGGAUCAUUGUGGAGAGCAAAGGUUAAAACCUGGCCUGAAGAAGUAUUUCUGUGAACUCACAGUGGACACAAACACAGUGAACAGAAACCUGUCUGUAAACAACAGGAAGGUGACAUAUGUGGAGGAGGAGCAGCCAUAUCCAGUUCACCAAGAAAGGUUUGACUUUUGGAAACAGCUGCUGUGUAGAGACGAUCUGACUGGUCGCUGUUACUGGGAGGUCGAGUGGAGAGGUAGAGUUCGCGUAGCAGUGAGUUACAGAAGAGUCACCAAGAGAGGACCCAGUGUUGACUGUAUGUUUGGAGUAAAUAAUCGGUCCUGGAGUCUGAAUUGCUCUGAUGAUGGUUACUCUGUCUGUCACAAUAACAGAGAAAAAGUCCUUCCUUCCUCCUCUUCUGUCUCUGUUUCUAACAGAGUAGCAGUGUAUGUGGACUGUCCCGCUGGCACUCUGUCCUUCUACACAGUCUCCUCUGACCAACUGAUCCACCUCCACACCUUCAACACCACAUUCACUGAACCUCUUUAUCCAGGGUUUGGGUUCAUGUUGAAGUCAUAUGGUUCCUCAGUGUCUCUUUGUUCUCCGUAGGAGGUAGACAACUACCAGUCCUGUGGUUUAAAUGUUGGUGGUGGACAUAGAAAAAGGUUGUUGUCGAACUCAAAAACUUGCGAAAAUCUUUUAAACUGACCUGUAUUUAGAUCAUUUACUUAAGUAAAAGUACUAAUACCACAGUGUUAAAAUAAUCUAUUACAAUUAAAAGUCCUGCAUUGAAAUUGUAACUUAAGUAUAACUAUGUAAGGAAUCAUGAAAAUGCACUU